AGGACAGAGGGAGGGGGAGUGUAAUGACUGAAAACCCUGCCUCCCAGAGAGUGAGAGGAGGGAGCCACUCUGAGCGCCGCUGACAUUCCCAACAAGCAUUGCAGAGGAGAAACUGUGUGUGUGAAACCUCCAGAAGAACCUUUAACAGGAUAACUCGCACUCUGAGCGUUGGCUGCAGGACAGAAGGCUGCUUUCACUGUCGGGCCGGAAAAGAAGAAGAGCAGGAGGAGAAAGUGGUUCCCAGGUCAGUUUGGUUCUUCCAGAGGGAGACAAGAAGAAAAGUUAAAAGUAGAAGAAGAAAAGACACCGACAUGUCCAACGCUCUGCUGAGGAGAAACUCCAGCAAACAGGGUUUACAAAAUCUGAUGAGGCUGACAGCUCAGAGGAGCAUCGAGGAUGCUGAGGAGGUGGAGAGGGAGCGUCGCCAAAGAGCUCGAGAGGCUUUACGUCAAAGCGACAGCGGCUCGAUGCCCAGAGAGUCCUCACCGGACAGCGAGACACCGGCAGAGGAGAACAUGUAUGAGAGCGAGCUGAAGCCGUGCAGCUCUCUGUUUCUGGAGGAAGAUGAGGGCUUCAGUGACUGGACUCAACGUAGAGAUGGACCGAGGCAGCAGUGCCUGCAAGUGCUCGGCCAGGGAGCUAAGGAGGGCAAGGACGUAGAGGAGGACACAAUAAACAAACCCAUACCUGUAAAGACUGCCCAGGCCUCCAUCUGGUCUACAGACAGGCUCCAGAGACAUGAGGAGGACACAGACGGGGCUGAGAUGGAGAGGAGUAAGGAACGUGAAGAGGAGGCGAUCCGAGCUGAAAGGUCAAGGAGGAAGGAGGAGGAGGUGAUGACCAGAAGGAGAGAGGAGAUUCAGAGGCCAAAAGCAGAGGCAGAGAAAAGAAAAGAAGUUAAAGUCUCCUACACAUCCAGGAUUUUCCUUAAGCACGAGCCAAAACACAGCAGCUCCAACGAAGACACAACCAGCAAGGAAGUAACGACACACAUCAAGACGAAAGGAUCCACCAGUUCCUCCCCCGGUGUGUGCAGCAAAGCUGUGGAGCCAGAGGAGGUAGAGGCCAUCUGGGAGACGGAGCAGCGUCUGGAGAAGAUCCGCCGGAGCCUCCAGGUGAAGGAGAACCAGGAGCUGGAGCAGCUGAGACAACGACAAGCCGAGGCCGAGCAGGAGUUCGAGGAGCUGAAAAGGAGGCGGGAGGAGAGACGCCGACUGCGGGAGGAAGAGGAACAACGCAGGGAGGAGGAAGAGGAACAGCGUCUGGCCAAAGAGGAGGAGGAAAAGAGACGGAUGAAGGAGGGCAUCGAGAAGAGGAGGAUGGAGGCGGCAGAGAGGAUGAAGAGCCUGAGUACAUCCAGUGCAGAAGGAGAUGAGCUGUUCAGUCCCAGAGCUCCCACACACAAGAUCUCGGAGAGUCAGCUAACAGUGGUCGUCAGUCUGCCAGAGGGAAACACUCUGGGUGUUUUGUGGAUUGUUAACAGCUUUAAGAAGACGCAGCAUCUCGUCCUGCUGUCCAAGAUCGACGACAAGCUGGAGCAGUACACGCACGCCGUGGAGAUGCAGAUUGACGAUCUAAACUCUGGUGUGUUCUGCACAGACGUUCUCACUGACACAAAGGGCAAAGAGCGGCUCUGA
Monopterus albus (swamp eel) is the source of this 1637-nucleotide messenger RNA. Its product is annotated as non-muscle caldesmon-like. NCBI's taxonomy places the organism in Eukaryota, Metazoa, Chordata, Actinopteri, Synbranchiformes, Synbranchidae. The transcript is spliced from 9 exons. Bases 312 to 1637 code for a protein of 441 amino acids. The record is from RefSeq and is a predicted model, not a curated record.